AUGUCCUACUACAACGACGCGUCGUGGAACGCACCAGCUCCUGGUCGACAGCCCUCGUGGGAGCAACCUCCCCCGCCCUCGCGAUCAGGUACUACACCAAUGCGCCCCGCCAGUCACAGUGCAUCCAUUCACCCAGAUGUAGGCACUAGCUCCACCGUCAACAGCGAAGUCGCCAAUGCCUACGCUUCUCAGUUCGAGGAGGUCGACCGUGCCAUUGAAAAUCUCGCUAAGAGCGGCAAGCCCUUUGGCCCCGGAUUCCCUCCCACGCCCAUGGGCGCUGCCCGCCGUGAGUCCAUGCCCAUGAUGGGAGGCGGUCCUCGCCCAUACCCCGAUUAUGACCAGCAGCGCAUGGGCGGUCCUCAGCGCCACCACUCAGUCAGCGAGUACGACGGCUCCCGCUCCCACUCGGCUUCCAAUGUACAGGGCUUCUACCAGAACCAGCGCUAUGCGCCCAGACCCAACGAUGCGGACCAGAUGGCACAGGCGAAGCGACGGAUGGCAGCCCAGCGAGAGCGUGAGCUGCGCAACUAUCACCAGGAGCAGCAAUAUCACAGAAACGUUUCGGGCUCAGGCUCCAAGUCGGACCGCUCCAUGAGCCCCAAUGCCAUGAAUGAAGACGAGCGCCGCGAACUCAUCGCCCGCCAGCACCGUGCUUUGUAUGGCGAGACCUCUACUCUGUACAACAACAACCCAACCUCGAGCCAGGACGUUCGCGUUCAGACUUCGAGUGCCGGACGCGGGCCGUCUCCCCUCGCUUUUGACCCUUUCGGCAUGCAGGCCCAGAAUGCUGCGGGCGAGGGCUCUGUUCAGAUGCCGCCCCGGGACAAGGAUGCGGCCAGUAGCGCCCAGGACGCCCGUGCCAAUAGCACCUCGUCCCCCUCGACUACACAGGCCCCCGCAUUCAAUCUGUUCGAGGCACAACAGGCCAACCGUACCUCCAACUCGUCGCCCGGCGGCUCACCACCCGUGCCAGGACAAAAGGCCAACGGUUCCGGCGUCGCCCCCAUCGGCACCCGUCCCCAGAACCAGAACCUUCAGCAGCCUGCCGGUGCUGCCAUGGGCAAGCGCACAAACUCGCCUCUGCCGUCGCCUCUGGGCUACAACUCGUACAAUGCAAGCGAGCAGAAUAAUGCAGCUGCUACUACAUCUGCUUCUAUGAAUCCCUCUUCGACUGUUACGGACAAGGGAUCUGCCCCACGCGCCACCUCACCGAACGCGGCCUCUUCAGGCUCAACAACCGCACGCCCUGCUUCGCCAAAGCCCCCAGGUGGCCCUGCGACCGUUAUGCGAAGGAAGGCAGCUGCCGACCGCGCUGAGAAGACCGCCAACCUGCGACCAAGCAGCACAAGGGCCGCCGGUGCUGGAGGCAGCUCAAGCACCAUGCUGAGGCUGUACACCGAUGAGUCCCCCGGACUGAAGGUUGAUCCUGUUGUUGUCAUGACCCUGUCUGUUGUCUUCAUCUUCAGCGUUGUUGCUCUCCAUGUCAUCGCCAAGGUUAUGCGCCGAUUCUCCGCAUAA
Molecule: messenger RNA, 1518 nt
Organism: Bipolaris oryzae ATCC 44560
Lineage: Eukaryota; Fungi; Ascomycota; Dothideomycetes; Pleosporales; Pleosporaceae
Exons: 7
Coding region: 1-1518 (505 amino acids)
Biological process (GO): intracellular protein transport
Cellular component (GO): Sec61 translocon complex
Source: RefSeq, a predicted model, not a curated record